This is a messenger RNA of Aplosporella prunicola CBS 121167, 2498 nucleotides long. Its product is annotated as glycosyltransferase family 66 protein. The transcript has 5 exons. Gene Ontology annotation, molecular function: dolichyl-diphosphooligosaccharide-protein glycotransferase activity. The record is from RefSeq and is a predicted model, not a curated record. Gene Ontology annotation, biological process: post-translational protein modification. Lineage: Eukaryota; Fungi; Ascomycota; Dothideomycetes; Botryosphaeriales; Aplosporellaceae. Gene Ontology annotation, cellular component: membrane. The coding region runs from base 76 to 2337 and encodes 753 amino acids.
AUGUGGCUCCUUAGCUACUGAGAGCAACACCACAAUUCCUCAAUUGCGUUUGCCCACCCACCUCUUUGCUCUGAAAUGGCUGCCGCCGCAGAGCAGAGCGUCCUGAAGGGCGUCACCGGGCGCAACACCCGGGGACUGCUGCGCCUUAUCAUCCUCUGCACCAUUGCAGCUGCCGCCGUCUCCAGUCGCCUGUUCAGUGUUAUCCGCUUCGAGAGCAUCAUCCACGAAUUCGAUCCCUGGUUCAAUUUCCGUGCGACCAAAUACCUCGUGAACAAUGGCUUCUACAGCUUCUGGGACUGGUUCGACGACAGAACAUGGCAUCCUCUCGGCAGAGUCACGGGCGGCACCCUGUACCCGGGCUUGAUGGUUACCAGCGGCGUCAUCUACCACAUCCUCCGGUUCUUGACCAUUCCCGUCGACAUUCGUAACAUCUGCGUGUUGCUCGCACCCGCCUUCUCGGGCCUUACUGCUUUCGCCACCUAUCUCCUUACUUCGGAGAUGUCGGAAUCGCCGUCCGCUGGGCUUCUGGCGGCCGCUUUCAUGGGCAUUACGCCCGGCUACAUCUCGCGCUCCGUUGCGGGCAGUUACGACAACGAGGCCAUUGCCAUCUUUCUUCUCGUCUUCACCUUCUUCCUCUGGAUCAAGUCUCUCAAGAACGGAUCCGCCCUCUGGGGUGCGUUGACCGCGCUCUUCUACGGCUACAUGGUGUCAGCGUGGGGUGGAUAUGUUUUCAUCACGAACCUGCUUCCUCUGCAUGCUUUCGUGUUGAUCUGCAUGGGCAGAUACAGCCCUCGGCUUUACGUCAGCUAUACCACCUGGUAUGCGCUUGGGACGUUAGCUAGCAUGCAGAUUCCAUUCGUCGGAUUCUUGCCCAUCAGGAGUAGCGAGCACAUGUCCGCAUUGGGUGUGUUUGGCCUGCUUCAACUCGUGGGUUUCACCGAGUGGGUCAGGACGCAACUUCCGAGCAAGCAAUUCCAGACGCUCCUUCGCAGUCUGGUCUUGUUGGUGUUUGUCGUCGCCUUCGGAGGUUUGGUGCUCUUGACUGUUACUGGUGUCAUCGCUCCCUGGACGGGCCGUUUCUACUCUCUCUGGGACACGGGCUACGCCAAGAUUCACAUUCCCAUCAUUGCCUCCGUCUCGGAGCACCAGCCGACUGCGUGGCCCGCUUUCUUCUUUGACUUGAACAUGCUCAUCUGGCUGUUCCCUGCUGGUGUUUAUAUGUGCUUCCGCAAGUUGACGGACGAGCAGGUCUUUAUAGUCAUCUACGCCGUACUAGCUAGCUACUUUGCUGGUGUCAUGGUUCGGCUGAUGUUGACUUUGACCCCUAUUGUCUGCGUUGCGGCUGCCAUGGCGCUUUCGCAGAUUCUGGAUACCUACCUUGUUGUAGACACUCCUGCGGCAUCCGUCAAUGCCAAGGCUAAGGAGAGCGGUAACGCAGCUGAGGAAGUGGCUUCCACCAUGUUGCCGGCUUCCCUGCGCUCCACUCGUUCGCCUCUGGUUGGUAUUUACUCAUACGGCUCGAAGCUGACGGUCGUUGCUUCCACCACGAUCUAUCUGUUAUUGUUUGUCUUACAUUGCACGUGGGUCACGUCCAACGCCUACUCUUCUCCUUCCGUCGUUUUGGCCAGCAGGCUUCCGGAUGGGUCCCAGCACAUUAUCGACGACUACCGCGAGGCUUACUACUGGCUCCGUCAGAACACUCCUGACAAUGCCAAGAUUAUGUCGUGGUGGGAUUACGGUUACCAGAUCGGCGGUAUGGCUGAUAGGCCUACUCUUGUUGACAACAACACCUGGAACAACACCCACAUCGCCACUGUUGGCAAGGCCAUGAGCUCGCGGGAAGAAGUCAGCUAUCCUAUCAUGCGUCAGCACGAGGUCGACUAUGUGCUUGUCGUGUUUGGAGGUCUUCUUGGCUACUCUGGUGAUGACAUUAACAAGUUCCUAUGGAUGGUCAGGAUCGCUGAGGGCAUUUGGCCCGAUGAGGUUAAGGAACGCGAUUACUUUACCCCGAGAGGCGAGUACCGUGUUGAUGAUCAAGCGACUCCGGCAAUGAAGAACAGUCUGAUGUACAAGAUGUCUUACUACAACUACCACACACUUUUCCCCGCUGGGCAAGCUGCGGACCGCGUCCGUGGCGUCCGUCUGCCGGCUGAGGGCCCUCAGCUUAGCACGAUCGAGGAAGCGUUUACCAGUGAGAACUGGAUCAUCAGAAUUUACAAGGUCAAGGAUCUGGACAACUUGGGCAGGGACCAUGCCAGCGCCAUGGCUUUUGAGAAGGGUAACAAAAAGAAGAAAUCUACGAAGCGGAGGGGAGCGAGGACUUUGCGUGUCGAAUGAUUGGACCUACAGGGCGGUUGCUGUACUUUCACUAAGAACAAUCAAGUAGCUAAGAGCCAAGUGUACAAUAAAGAGCUGGUCACAGGGUCUGUGUUAAAAAAGCACAUGACUGGAGUUGCAUUUUAGGGUACGGUUUCUUUUCACAUGACAAUAUCCCCUCG